Aspergillus pseudonomiae is the source of this 843-nucleotide messenger RNA. RefSeq lists its product as uncharacterized. Bases 216 to 671 code for a protein of 151 amino acids. NCBI's taxonomy places the organism in Eukaryota, Fungi, Ascomycota, Eurotiomycetes, Eurotiales, Aspergillaceae. The transcript has 2 exons. The record is from RefSeq and is a predicted model, not a curated record.
GUAGUAAAAUCAACAGCCUCGUCAGUACAUCCCUUCUGUCCGUCAUUCCCCCGCGUGGUCUUCACUCUCCGGGACGGUUGACCAUCGGCUUUUCUGCCUAACGACCUAGUGUGCCUUAGCGCGUCAGUCAUAUAAGAACACUGCUGCUGAUCAGUUACUCGAACCAUAAACCUUGACUUCAGCUGCAGCGCUUCAAGCAUUCCCUCUCCAGAAUCAUGGAACGACUUCAGCAAAUUGUAGCACAUCUCACCCCGUCCAAUAUCACCACAGAGUCCAUCCUAAACACCUCAAAAAUACUAGUCAAUCAUGCGGUGGACCAAGCAUCCCAGAUAGAUUGGUCACACCUUCCUCAAAAUACUGUACACUAUGUUUCGGAGAACCCGAAGAGCGUGCUCUGGGGAGCGGUGCAAGCUGGGGCCUUUAUUUGUCCCGGCAUGGUUACGGGACCUCUUAUGCACGCCGCUGGAUUUACGAGUGCUGGACCAGCUGCUGGCUCGGUGGCUUCAUGGGCACAAAGUCACAUCACACCUAUUGCUGGACAAGGGAUCUUUGCGCAUGUUCAGAGCGCAGCGAUGAAUGGAUAUGGACGCGCUAUUGUCGAUGGCGUGGCUCGGGGUAUGGUUUUGGCGCCACGAGCUGCGGCCGGGGCAUGGAGGUACUUUCGGGAGUGAAAACAUUUCUAUUGAUAAGGGCGUUUGUCUGGUACUAGUAGUGCAAGGGUGAUUUUGUGAGUUUUUAUAGUAAACAUUGAUGUUGUUUGCAGAAGAUCAAAUUGAAUGGUUGCUAUGAGGUACAAUGAGAGAUCGCCUACAGUUACAGAUAGUAUAUAUUUUUGCCUAGACC